Molecule: messenger RNA, 1923 nt
Organism: Anopheles marshallii
Lineage: Eukaryota; Metazoa; Arthropoda; Insecta; Diptera; Culicidae
Gene: Mau2
Product: MAU2 chromatid cohesion factor homolog
Exons: 5
Coding region: 1-1923 (640 amino acids)
Biological process (GO): maintenance of mitotic sister chromatid cohesion; mitotic sister chromatid cohesion
Cellular component (GO): chromatin; SMC loading complex
Molecular function (GO): double-stranded DNA binding; protein binding
Source: RefSeq, a predicted model, not a curated record
AUGACAUCCUCCCAGGAUGCGUGCUACAUAUCCCUGUUGGGACUGGCGGAAUACUUUCGCACUUCGACUCCGCCAGAUAUCAAGAAGUGCAUCCAGUGCUUGCAGGCAUUGUUUACGUUCAAGCCACCGCUGAAGGUAGAAGCCCGCACGCACCUACAGCUCGGGCAGAUCCUUAUGGCCUACACAAAAAACACCGACCUAGCAAAGAAUCAUCUUGAGCAAGCGUGGAUCCUUUCGGAAAACAUCAACAACUUCGACGAUGUGAAAUUCGACACGGCCAGCUUACUGGCACAGUUGUACCAGCAGCAGGACCAAAGCUCGCUCGCUAAGCCGGUGCUAAGGAAAGCAAUCGAACUGUCGCAGCACAAUGUUUACUGGCACUGUAAACUGUUGUUCCAGCUAGCGCAAACGCACGCCACGGACAAAGAGUAUACGCUUGCCUCGGAACUGCUGGCGGUGGGUGUAGAAUCAACGGACGAAUCGAAUGCGACGUAUCUGAAGUCAUUGUUUCUGUUGAGCCGGGCCAUGAUCAUGAUGAUCGAGCGGAAAACGAACGACGUCCUAGCGAUACUGAGCCAAGCUAGCCCCAUCAUCGACCAUUCGAUCCAGAACUUUCACCUGAAGGAGUACCUGAAGGUGUUUUUCUACGUGCUGCAGGUGUGCCACUAUCUACAGCUGGGCCAGGUGAAAACGGUCAAAACGAGCCUAAAAAUGUUACAGCAAAGCAUCCAGACGAUCAUCGCACCGAACUGGCCAUCGGAUGAACAAAUCUUCGGACAGAACAACACAGAAAUGUUCAUGUGGUUACCGAAGGAGCAGCUGUACGUGCUCGUUUACUUGGUCACCGUGUCACACUCGAUGAUGGCUGGAUAUAUGGACAAGGCGCAGAAGUACACCGAAAAGGCACUGACCCAAAUCGAGAAGCUUAAAUCUCAAGAAAACAAACCAAUUCUGGCAGUGUUUCAAAUCAUACUGCUCGAGCACAUCAUCAUGUGCCGGUUGGUGAUGGGUAACAAAUCGUUAGCCAUCAAGGAGAUCGCCCUGGCCAAGGAUGUAUGCCUGUCGUCAUCGAACAAAUUUCUGCUGAAGAAGCACGCGCCACAGCUGCAUUGUUUGCUGGGCCUGUACGCGAUGUCCACCAGUUUGUUCGAGCACGCGGAAAAGCAAUUUUACGCCUGCAUCCAGGAAACGACCGAACGGGAGCUCAAACUGUUCGCCAACCUAAACCUUGCCAUCGUGUACUUGCGGACGAAGCGAGAGCAGGAUCUGCGCAAUAUUCUCGAACAGAUACAGCAGGAAAAUUCACAAUGCUCCAAUAGCCAGGCACUGAUGGGAAGCUUUUACUACGUGCAAGGAUUGAACGCAUUCCACAAGAGCAGCUUCCACGAAGCGAAACGCUUCCUCCGUGAAACGCUGAAGAUGGCCAACGCGGAAGACCUGAACCGGCUAACGUCUUGUUCGCUCGUACUGCUGAGCCACGUUUUCCUUAGCAUCGGUAACUCGAAGGAAAGCAUGAAUAUGGUUACGCCGGCAAUGCAGCUGGCUUCCAAAAUACCGGACAUUCAUGUCCAGCUGUGGGGCAGUGCCAUACUGAAGGAUCUCCAUCGGAUGCUGAAGGAACCGACGCAGGAGAUCGAAGCGUACAACAAUCACGUCAACUUCUCCCAGAAUCUGAUUGCCGAUCAGCUGAAGUGUACCAAGUUUCCGGAACAUGCGCUAAUUAACUGGUUCCAGGGCGAUCCACCGUUGCCGAUGCUGUCCCAGGAUCUGCUGGUACAACCGGCCGCAACCAUCGUAGCACCGGUGGCCAUUGCUUCCGGUUCUGGCGUACCGAUAGUGGUACAACAGCAGCAACAGCAACAACCGGGUGGAACAUAUGUACGAUUACCAGGAACGUUAAACCAGCAAGUUAUGUUCCAGUAA